Messenger RNA from Penicillium maclennaniae, 795 nucleotides. RefSeq names its product NADPH dehydrogenase. The record is from RefSeq and is a predicted model, not a curated record. Lineage: Eukaryota; Fungi; Ascomycota; Eurotiomycetes; Eurotiales; Aspergillaceae. The transcript has a single exon. Gene Ontology annotation, molecular function: NADPH dehydrogenase activity; FMN binding. The coding region runs from base 1 to 795 and encodes 264 amino acids.
AUGGGCUCUAGGACGCGCUGCAGAACCGGACGAUCUCCGAAAACACGGCUAUUCUGUGGUUUCGAGUGGGAACAUUCCCAUGACGGAAUCGAGCCCUGUUCCGACGCCCAUUGGCGAGGACUCCCAGCAUGGAUCGACGACUACGCUCGUGCAGCUAAGAACGCUAUCGCUGCGGGAUUUGAUGGCGUCGAGAUUCACGGAGCGAAUGGCUACUUGCGUGAUCAGUUCCUCCAAGACACCGCCAACAACCGAGACGACCAAUGGGGUGGCAGCGUGGACAAACGGUCUCGUUUUGGCCUAGAAGUUGCUAAUGCCGUUACUGAUGCCGUUGGUCCGGAAAGAACGGGAUACCGCAUCAGCCCAUGGAGUGCAAUUCAAGCAAUGCACAUGAAGGGUUUGAAUCAACAAUUCACCCAUUUCGUUCAAGGUCUGAGCAAAUUGAAUUUGACGUACUUGCAUGUCGUCGAGCCACGGAUCUCAGGGAGCCUCACGAUUGAAGCAGAGGAUGAGGAUGAUUCGUUUGUGUUCGAUGCUUCCGGGAACUCAGGGACGAUCAUUCUCGCCAGGGGGUUCACCGCACACUCGGCGGAAAAGAAAAUCAAAAGUCGCCCAACCCAUCACGUCGUCACCAUAGCCUUUGGGCGCCAAUUCCUGGCAAACCCUGACUUGCCUUUCCGCCUUUCCAAGGGCCUUCCUCUCAACCAAUACGAUAGGGAAACAUUUUACACGCCAAAGUCACCUGUGGGAUACGUUGAUUACCAAUUUAGUUCGGAAUUUGCGACUGAGAGCUACUAA